This is a messenger RNA of Effrenium voratum, 1839 nucleotides long. The record is from the annotation of a GenBank genome assembly. NCBI's taxonomy places the organism in Eukaryota, Dinophyceae, Suessiales, Symbiodiniaceae.
AGGACCAAGGCGCUGCGAAGCCCACGUAUUUCGGCCGAUUUCUGCAGAAGAUGCCCUUGGAUCCCGAUGUGGGCUUCCUGGUGAUGAGCGGGGUGCGCCUGAACCUGGUGAAGGAUUGCGCCAUCCUGGCUGCAGUCCACCAGCGCGGAGACCCCUUCCUGGACAGCGUGGACCUCAGCCUGGAGGAAGUUCAGGCCCUGUGGGAGGUGCGAGAUGCCUGCAGCCCGGGGCGCGCCAAGGGUCGCGUGCGGCCUUUGCCUGGGGACCUCAUGGCGGGAUUGGGGGCCUACAAGGCCUGGCAAGUGGAAGUCAAAGGGAAUUCUCAUUGGAGCAUUCAGGAUGAAGCUCUCUGGUGUGCGCAGCACUUUUUGAGCCUGGAAAGGCUUCGUGAAUUGGAGGAGAUGGUGGUGCAGAUUCAUGAUGUGCUCGAGGAACUGGGCUAUGCUUCUAGUCUUCCUCUAGCGGAGAAGGAAAGAAUGAGGAAGCGUCGUCGUGAGAAGGUGGAUCUCACUGUAGCCAGGGUGCGUCCGCGAAUGGAUGCCGCGCAGAAGUUUUGGGUCCUCUUGCAUGGCCAGCGAGACCGUGACACUGACCUCCUGUUGGCUUGGUGCAUCGCGGCCAGUUUUACUGCCGGUCUCAUUGAUGUGAAGAAUGGCUCCAGCACUGAGCAGCUCAAGUACGGCGCCAAGACAUUUCGCUCAGAUGAAUUUGGCGAGGUGUUGCGCUCAGAUGAGAUCGGUGAGGUGUUGAGGGCAGGAGGCUUUCGUGUCGCGGACUUCCGCAUUCUUGCGAGGGGCGAUGCCCAAGUCACCUUCCAAAACCCUGAGGAAGCGCACAAGGCAUUCCAACAGGCUGCUUUGAUCAACAACAACGCGAUGCCCUGGACCAAGGCCGAUCCUUGGGGCAGACCGCAGCAACGCACAUCCCUGCAGCCCAGGCAGUGCUACCGAGGCCCUCCUGUGAGGAUCAUUUCAUCAUCGCAAGCCUGGUUGGCAACCAGUGAAAAUGCCGUGCUGGUUGCGGGGGAGGUUCUUGCGAUCAUGAACCACAAGAGGACGGCAAUGACGUACUUCUGCACCAAGUGCAGCACAGUGCCCUACGGCAUUACCCCCCUGAUCCUGUGCGCAACGUACCCUGCGGCGCAAGUGACGGCAGAGGCUGGGCUGUGGAAGGUCACAACCAACAUCUACGGGCAGACCCAGGAGGAGAGGUACACUGAGCCUCCAAAGCAGGUGGCUGGGCUGCUCUUGAACAUCAGAAAGCAGAUGGACACGGAAUUCGGCUGUAACCAGCAAGACAGGCAGCGUAUCGUGGAGGAGCGGAAGAGGAACGUGCUGGAGCUUAUGCGUCUUUUGGACGGGCCGGAUACGCCUCCCAUGCGCUCGCUGGACGAUAUACACCCGGCAGUGGCUCGCGUGCGAGGUGCGAAUGUAAGGGCGGGCCUGGACUUUUCAUCCUUGGUGAACCUCCUGACGAACGAUUUAGACAACUUCCGCCUGUGAACGCUUGUGGAUAGGCGAGUCAACCGCGUGUACGGUGGAGCCAGUUUCUGCAUGUGGGUUAGGCAGAAGUUGCUUUACGUAUGCCAAAUAUGUUGCCAGUCGGAUUGGACAAGUAGAUGCUGCCCCCAAGGCACUAUUUUGCAUCCCACGGUCCAAGCAAGUAUUUCAACUGAUGCACAGAAUUCGUUGGAGCCCUCGUUUGGCAAUCAUGCAUGCAUGAUUGGCUUUAGAAAGCUCCAACAGCUUAGCGCUGCAGCAAGAGUUUGCAGAAGCGAACAUCUCUACUCUUUUUCAGUAGAACUUUACAGAGGAUUCGAAAUCCAUGCGAUCAAUUGAC